GCAAGUUAUCCACAAUAACGCCCAACCUCCACGACUCUUUCCUCCUCCCAUUGAUGUUUCUGUAGACUUUUGAGGUCUUCCUCCACCCAUUCUACUUCCUCUUUACGAAUGGACUAUUCAUAACUCUCUCUCAAUUUCUAUCUCUGGUUUCUCCGCAGAACACAGAUAAAGUCGUAAAGACCCAAGGGAAAAUGGCAAUUGUGUUUGCAUUUCUCUGGUUUUCUUUCUUCACUCUGUUGUCUUGUUCCGUCUCAAUUGCCAAAAUUGGACCUGCAUUUCCUUCUUCACUCAUUCGGCCGGAGCAGCUCUCGCAGCUUGCAACCAAAAACCAGCUUUACCAAACAAAGUACUUCACGCAAAUACUUGACCACUUCAAUUUCAAUCCCCAAAGCUAUCAUACCUUUCAGCAAAGGUAUCUGAUCAACGACUCCUACUGGGGUGGUGCUCAUAAGAAUGCUCCAAUUUUCGUCUACACGGGAAAUGAAGGAGAUAUAGAAUGGUUCGCUCAAAACACAGGUUUCUUGUUCGAAACGGCACCCGAUUUCAAAGCCCUUCUUGUUUUCAUAGAGCAUAGAUUCUAUGGGAAAUCCAUGCCAUUUGGGGGCAACAAAGAUAUUGCUUAUACAAAUGCAAGUACACUUGGAUAUCUGAGCUCGACGCAGGCUCUGGCGGAUUAUGCCACUUUGAUCACUGAUCUAAAGAAAAAUUUGACAGCAACUGAGUCUCCUGUGAUCGUGUUCGGAGGUUCCUACGGAGGAAUGCUAGCAGCCUGGUUUAGACUGAAGUACCCGCACAUCACCAUUGGAGCCUUGGCCUCUUCUUCGCCUAUUCUCCAUUUUCUGAACGUGACAUCCCCAUACAGCUUUAACAACAUCGUCAGUCAUGACUUCAGGAGCGAGAGUGAGAGCUGUUACAAAGUGAUCAAAGGCUCAUGGCAACAAAUUGAAGAUAGGGCAAAUCAACAAGGGGGUCUCGACGUUCUCCGUAAAUCAUUUAGAAUAUGCAAAAAGGUUGAUAUUGUAUAUUUAGAGAGUUGGCUUCUUACCGCAUUAACUUACACGGCCAUGACCGAUUAUCCAACUCCUUCGAAUUUCUUGAACCCCUUGCCAGCCUAUCCAGUGAAACAGAUGUGUAAGGCGAUUGAUGAUCCAUCGACUGGAAAUGACACGUUCGCAAAGUUGUAUGGUGCAGCUAACAUCUACUAUAACUCCAGUGGAUCUGCCACGUGCUUUGAUCUUGAAGAUAAUUCUGAUCCCCAUGGCCUCAGUGGAUGGUCCUGGCAGGCGUGUACAGAGAUGAUAAUGCCAACAGGUGGAAACACUGAGGAGAGCAUAUUCCCAGCUUCAGAGUGGCUUUACGAAAAUCGAGCUUCUUACUGCAAAAAUAUGUUCGAGAUCGAGCCUAGACCCAAUUGGAUUACUACCGAGUUUGGUGGCAAGGAUAUCUACAGGGCUUUGAAAAGGUUUGGGAGCAACAUUAUCUUCUUCAAUGGCUUAAGGGAUCCUUGGAGCGGUGGAGGGGUGUUGAAGAAUAUAUCCAAAAGCAUAGUUGCUAUUGUUGCAAAUGAAGGGGCUCAUCAUGUGGACCUGAGGUUCUCAAGUAAAGAAGAUCCAGAAUGGCUCAAAGAUGUGAGGAAACAAGAAGUGAAUAUCAUUAAAACAUGGAUCUCUCAAUAUUACAGUGACUCGGAAUAUUUCCCUUCCUAGAGGUCAAGACUCCAGACCAAUGCGUUUUCUCAGAGAUCGAAGGUCCAUGCGAGGCAAAUUUAAAUAAUUCAAAGUUGACCGGACAGUAUGGUCCAUUUUACUUUCUUUUUAUUUUAUUUUAUUUUAAAAAGCAAUUUGGAAUGGAUGCAGGGUUAGAAGGUUGCAGAAAAAUUUUUACAAAUAGAAUUAGAAAAAAGAUAUUUGCAACCAUGAAUUAUGUAAUGGUUGCCUAAUCGUUUUGAAAAAAGUGAAUAAAACAUAAGAUUCACAUGAAAAAAAUUAUUAUUUU
Molecule: messenger RNA, 1995 nt
Organism: Juglans regia (Persian walnut)
Lineage: Eukaryota; Viridiplantae; Streptophyta; Magnoliopsida; Fagales; Juglandaceae
Product: lysosomal Pro-X carboxypeptidase
Exons: 10
Coding region: 192-1706 (504 amino acids)
Biological process (GO): proteolysis
Molecular function (GO): dipeptidyl-peptidase activity; serine-type exopeptidase activity
Source: RefSeq, a predicted model, not a curated record